UCCUCAUUUACUUGCAAUCAACGUUGUAAUAUUCAGCUAGGGUGAAUUUAGGUUGAUCUAUUAGGUAUCACUAGUAUUCCUGAUAGCAUUAUGGUGUCGGCAAACGAUUUCGAAUGGCCUGACAUGUAUAACUUCCCUCCAUUCUUUACACUGCAGCGGACCGAGAAAACGCAAGAGCGUCAAUUAGAGCAAUGGAGCGAGCUAAUCAAGGCUUAUUAUAAACAUACCAUUGCGUACGAACUGACGAUUACAGAGGCCGCAGGCUCAGAAUUGUUUAGGAAUGCUGAAAUAAAUCGGCGGGCGAGUGACGAAUUGAUCCAAAAGAUAAUCAGCACGCUAGAGAAAUCAGGGAAUGCGGAAUGUAUAGAUCAAGAUCGCAAUAGAUUCCGCAUAUAUUGGCGUUCAAUAGCUGCGUGGGCCAAUACUAUAUAUUCAUGGAUCGAGAAGACGUCACGAACAGAUAUGGUGCUCACAUUCUACGAACUCAGGGAAGGCGACGAAUCAGAGGGCGAAGAAUUCCAUGGCAUGGAUCUAGUCACGUUCCAAAAGGCGUUGGAGGAUCUCGAGAAGGUGGGCAAGUGUACUAUCUUUCAAGGUGACGAAACAGAUGGCGAUGGUGUUAAGUUUUAUUCAGUAUAGCCUAAAUUCUACAAUAAAAAUUUGUACUAUAUUUCAAUUUGCUCCUUUAAGUUCCUAAAUUCUGCUGUCUAUGUGUUAUUGAGAC
Messenger RNA from Sphaeroforma arctica JP610, 724 nucleotides. RefSeq lists its product as hypothetical. The record is from RefSeq and is a predicted model, not a curated record. The coding region runs from base 91 to 639 and encodes 182 amino acids. Gene Ontology annotation, biological process: protein transport to vacuole involved in ubiquitin-dependent protein catabolic process via the multivesicular body sorting pathway. Lineage: Eukaryota; Ichthyosporea; Ichthyophonida. The transcript has 6 exons. Gene Ontology annotation, molecular function: protein homodimerization activity; structural molecule activity. Gene Ontology annotation, cellular component: ESCRT II complex.